GAAUUACAUCAUCUUUGUCUAUGAAUGAAUCUAGUUCGAGUUAAUAUUUGACCAGAAUUUUGAAAAAAAUUUUCACUCAAUAGAAUUGAUAAACCAAAUAAUCAGUUAACUGUCAUCUAUUUGAUGCUCUUUAUUAAAGAGGAUAAAAGAUUAAUCAAUUUGUUUUAAUUGUUUACAAUUUAUUUAUGUGUUGAUAGCAAAAUGUCAGCUCGUUAUUCACCUCGCCCAUCAGUUGAUUUCAAUGAGUAUUCACCUUAUCCUCAACCUUAUGGGACAACCAAACCAAUACAAACUCCUUAUGGUCAAGCUGAUUAUCCACCGUUACCACCAACACAACAACAAAUUGUUUCUGGUGAUUGGAUGAUUGCUCCAAUUAUAUCUGGUUGUCCACCAGGAUUAGAGUAUUUAACCCAAAUUGACCAGUUAAUUAUUCAUCAAAAGGUUGAGCUUCUUGAAGUUUUGUGUGGAUGUGAAACUAAAAACAAAUAUAAAAUCAAAAAUAGUUUAGGACAAAAAGUUUACACUGCAAAAGAAGACUCUGAUUGUUUGACUCGUAAUUGCUGUGGACCAAAUAGAUCUUUCGAGAUGAAAAUGAUCGAUUGUCAGGAAAGAGAAGUCCUUCAUUUCUAUCGGCCAUUAAGAUGUUCAUUGUGUUGCUUCCCUUGGUGCUUACAACGAUUAGAGGUGACGACGUACGAGUCGAUUUGUGGAUUCGUUGAGCAAGUUUGGUCACUUUGGAGUCCCAAGUUCAAUGUCUGUAAUGCCGAUGGUGAAACGGUCCUCUACAUCGAGGGUCCUGGUUGUACCUUUUCCAUUUGUGGUGAAGUAGAGUUUAAAGUGUUCACUUUGAAUGAUAAAACUCAGGUCGGUCGAAUUACUAAAAAGUGGACUGGCCUUACUCGUGAGGCAUUUACGGACGCUGAUCACUUUGGUAUCUCAUUUCCAAUGGAAUUAGAUGUUAACAUAAAAGCAGUUCUGCUAGGAGCUUGUUUCUUAAUUGAUUUCAUGUACUUUGAAAAACCGGCCAAUGAUUAACUUAAUCAGAUUUUUAAUUGUUACUCUCCAUUUGUACUUAUUAAGGAAACACUGUAUUAUCUUCGGGAUGAUCACAUCAAUCCGCUGAUUGUUAAUUUAAAUUGUUUGCUCAAUUCUACCCAUGAAUAAAUCUCGAGAUUGCGCUGAGUUCCCUCGAAUUGUUGGCCAUUAAUUUGAUCCACUAAUCGACUGAAUUAAGUGAAAUCAUCAAGUGUUCAAACAAAACUAAUAACAAAGUAAAACAGUUUCUAUCAAUCUCUCUCUCUCUCUCUCUCCGCGCUUUUAUCUACUGAUUGACAAUUUUAAUCGCAAUUAAUACUUCAAUCAACGUGAAGAUGGAGUAACAUACGAUUAUUGAUAAUCAACCAUAUGAGAAGAUA
This is a messenger RNA of Panonychus citri (citrus red mite), 1415 nucleotides long. Its product is annotated as phospholipid scramblase 2-like. Gene Ontology annotation, molecular function: phospholipid scramblase activity. The record is from RefSeq and is a predicted model, not a curated record. Gene Ontology annotation, cellular component: plasma membrane. The transcript has 5 exons. NCBI's taxonomy places the organism in Eukaryota, Metazoa, Arthropoda, Arachnida, Trombidiformes, Tetranychidae. Gene Ontology annotation, biological process: plasma membrane phospholipid scrambling. The coding region runs from base 202 to 1035 and encodes 277 amino acids.